Equus quagga is the source of this 7025-nucleotide messenger RNA. It is a transcript of the gene ABCC11, whose product is annotated as ATP binding cassette subfamily C member 11. Gene Ontology annotation, molecular function: ATP binding; purine nucleotide transmembrane transporter activity; ABC-type transporter activity. NCBI's taxonomy places the organism in Eukaryota, Metazoa, Chordata, Mammalia, Perissodactyla, Equidae. The transcript is spliced from 29 exons. The record is from RefSeq and is a predicted model, not a curated record. Gene Ontology annotation, cellular component: membrane. Gene Ontology annotation, biological process: transmembrane transport. The coding region runs from base 1782 to 6089 and encodes 1435 amino acids.
CAGAAGAAGCAACAAUUGCAAAGACUUUGUGGCUUGAAUGAAUUUAGGAUGUUUGAGGAACCUGUUCUUGGAAUUUGCUGAGCUUGGGCCCAGUGGCACUGAGGAGGAAGAGAAGUAGGCAGGGUCAGGUUAGAGAGGGUACGAGGCCCUGGUAAGGAGCUGGGGUCUUAUUCUGGGCCUGAUGCAAGCCAUUGGUGAUUUCAAGUUGUGGAAUAAGUUUUCUGGCUUAUGUUUUCAGAAGAUCAUUUCAGCAACUGGUAGAGAAUGGAAUGUGAGGGUUUAAGGUCAGAAGCAGGGCAGCCAGUUAGGAGGUGGUGAGGAUGCCCAGGCAAGAGGUGAUGAUAAUUUAGACUAGAAGCAGAGGAGUCAAGCUAUGUUUGAAUGUAGCUUCAACAGAAUAGGCUGCUGGAUUGGACAUAUCGAGUGAAGGAAAAACAGUUGUCAAGGAUAUCUCCUAGGUUGGGACCAGAGCCUCUGGGGCCUAGAGAGAAGUUCAGCUGAUAGCUGAAUAUCCCGGAUACAAUCAGCAAGCUCUGAUCACUUCUCUGGGUGUAUACUGUGUACACUACCCUGUGGUAGACUCUGGGGGUGAUCCAGAGAUAAAAUAUGCAAGGCACAGCUCCAGAGGAGCUUACCUUUGCAUCAGGACCUCUCCAAGGCCAAGGAGGGAUGGGCUCCAUUUUCUGAGGCUAUUUUAACGAGGAACUUCAAAAACCGUCUUAUAAACUUUCCAGUAUAUUUUUUAAACACUUAUGUUUAAUGCUUUUAACAUACACACACAGACACCUAACAACAACAGACAACAUAAGUAUUCUACUCACAUAAGAAGGGCUGGAUUUGUUUUUUGAAAAUAUAAAUUCACAGUGCCCUAUAGAAGAUGUGGUGUGGGAAUGGGCCCACAGUUAAGUUGCUUGCUUGAUGAACACGUCCUUUCGAUCCUCUUGGUAUAUCUCUGUGGUGGGAUAUGUCAGCCCACUUGGAAAAGCGUCAGGAGUCUCAGUGUGGAAUCUUCAGCGAUCAUUUGGCCCUCCUGGCUCCUUCUUUGACAGGCUCUGCAUCUACUUCCCUCAUUUAUACAUCAAAAAUUUAUUUAGUAUCUACUAUGUGCUGGGCACUAUUCUAGAUUCAUGGAUACACCGGUGAAUAAGACAGACAAGGUCCCUGGUUUUAAAGAGCUUACAUUCCAGUGACGUAGCAGAAAAUAAAUAAGCCAACAAAUAAUUAAGUGGCAGUUUCAGAAAGUGAUAUGUAAAGAAAAUAUAAUAGGAAAAUAUGGAGAAGGUGGUGGGGAGAGGAGUACAACAUUAGCUAGGGGGUCUGAGAAGGUUCCUCCACAGAGGUGGAGUUUGAACUGGGACCAAAGAACAAGAAGGAACCGGCUCUGCAGGGAGCUGGGAGGAGGUUCUUGGCAAGAUAUCAGGACUAGUGCAAAGAUCAAGGUGGGGAGGAGCUCUCCAGUUUCUGGAAGAGAAGAGAAGACCAAGCACUGGGAGGCAGGGAUUCAGCAGUCAACAAGAUGGCCGGUGCUGGCCUCCAGAAGCUAUUGGAACGAGCAGAAGGAAAUAAACCCAAGAGCAAGGAAAGUUAACUAGCACAGGGAACGAAUGGCCUGGAAGGGAGAGGUAUGGGGAGGAAAGUCGAAUCCUCUAAACGUUUUCGGGGCUUCUGUCCCCUUGUACUGGGCACCUUCCUUACCCUCUGGUGCACCUUCUGGCCUUCAACCCUAGACCCUACUGGAUUCUCUGAUUCUUGGAAACAAAGAAUUGGCAGGACAACUGAAAAUGACCAGGAGGAGGAUAUACUGGGUCCCCAGCUCUUCCGGUGGCCUCAUAAAUCUCGGCUUGGAUGUAGGUGAUGACAUGGCUUCAGGACUUAGCUACAAACCUUACACUCUGGAAGGUGGCCCCUGGACCCAGCAGGCAGGGAAUCCUGCAGCACCGGAGAAGGCGGAGGGCCUCCCUUGGGGGAAGUACUCUGCUGCCUGGAGAAACAUGAUUCCCUUCCGUCCCAAACCAAAGUUUCCUGCCCCGCAGCCCAUGGAUGAUGCUGGCCUGUUCUCCUACCUCUUGUUGUCAUGGUUGACCCCACUCAUGAUCCGAGGUUUACAGAAACGCUUAGAUGAGAACAGCAUCCCCCAGCUGUCAGUACAUGAUGCCUCAGCCAAAAAUGCCGAAAGACUUCGCCUCCUUUGGGAAGAAGAAGUCUCCCGGCGUGGGCCUGAGAAAGCCUCGGUGCUUCACAUGAUGCUGAGCUUCCAGAGAACAAGAGUUCUUUUCGCUACGCUUCUGGGCUGCUGCCUCUGUCUCUGGAGCCUGCUGGGGCCAGUGCUGAUCAUACCAAAGAUCCUAGAAUAUUCCGAAGAGCAGCCAGGGAACAUCGUCUAUGGAGUGGGACUCUGCUUUACCCUGUUUCUCAGCGAGUGUCUGAAGUCUCUGAGUCUGUGCUCCUGUUGGGUCAUAAACCAGCGCACAGCCAUCAGAUUUCAUACAGCCGUUUCCUCCUUUGCCUUUGAGAAACUAAUGCAAUUUAAGUCUCUAACACACAUCACCACGGUAGAGGCCAUCAACUUCUUCACCCGCGACACAAAAUAUCUAUUUGAAGGGAUGUACUAUGGCCCUCUGACCUUGUUCUCUGGUUUGUUCCUGAUUACCUGCAACAUCACCUCCUGCCUCGUUCUUGGACCCACUGCACUCAUUGCCACUGUUUGCUUUCUCCUGAUUUUACCAUUGGAGGUGUUCUUCAUCAGAAGGAUUGUGAAGAUACAGAAUGACACAGCUGAUGUCAGCAACCAGCGCAUUCGUGUAACCAGUGAAGUCCUCACCUACAUUAAGCUGAUUAAAAUGUACACGUGGGAGAAACCAUUUGCCAAAAUCAUUAAAGACCUGAGAAGGAAGGAAAGAAAACUAUUGGAGGAGAGUGGUUUCCUCCAGAGCCUCACCAUGGCCACCUUUUUCAUGGCCUGCACAGUGGCCAUGACGUUGAUGUUUCUCAUCCACACGUGCUUACAGCUGAAACUCACAGCUCCGGUAGCCUUCACCACGGUGGCCACCUUGUCUCCCUUGCGGCUGUCAGUGUUGUUUGUGCCCUUCGCAAUCAAAGGCCUCACCAAUUCCAAGUCUGCAGGAGAGAGGUUCAAGAAGUUUUUCCUCCAGGAGAGCCCUGUUUUAUAUGUCCAGGCAUUGAAAGACCCCAGCAAACCAUUGGUUUUGGAGGAGGCCACCCUGUCCUGGCAACAGACCUGCCCCAGGAUUGUCCGUGGAGCCUUGGAGCUGGAGAGGAACAGACGUACUCCCAAGGGGACGAUAGGAGCUCAGCCACCUCUAGGUGCCCUCAGGCCACAGGACAAAGGGGACAGCCCGGCCCCAGAGUUGUACAAGAUAAACCUGGUGCUGUCAAAGGGGACCAUGUUAGGAAUCUGUGGCAACAGUGGGAGUGGCAAGAGCAGCCUGUUGUCAGCCAUCUUGGGGGAGAUGCACUUGCAGGAGGGCUUGGUGGGGGUGCAUGGAAGCCUGGCCUAUGUCCCCCAGCAGCCCUGGAUGAUCGGGGCCAGCAUCAGGGAGAACAUCCUCAUGGGAGUCCAGUACGACAAGGCCCGGUACCUCCAGGUGCUCCACUGCUGCUCCCUGAACCGGGACCUGGAAAUUCUGCCCUUUGGAGACAUGACGGAGAUUGGGGAGCGGGGCCUCAACCUCUCCGGGGGACAGAAGCAGAGGAUCAGCCUGGCCCGUGCUGUCUACGCCGAUCGCGAUGUCUACCUGCUGGAUGACCCCAUGUCAGCCUUGGAUAACCACGUGGCGAAGCACGUCUUUGAAGAGUGCAUUCAGAAGAUGCUCAGGGGAAAGUCUGUGGUCCUGGUGACCCACCAAAUGCAGUAUUUAGAGUUUUGUGACGAGAUCAUUUUGCUAGAAGAUGGGAAAAUCUGUGAAAAAGGAAUUCACAGUGAGUUAAUACAGAAAAAGGGGCCAUAUGCCCAACUCAUCCAGAAGAUGCCCAGGGAAGCCACACAGGUGAUUUCUACCCAACCCCACCCGCAUUCCCCACAGGGAGGAGCACUCCCUGCACCUGGGGCGUGUGCUUCCUCCCAGGACGUGCUACAGGACCCAGCAAGGAGGGCACAAGAGCCUCAGGUGGAAGGUCAGGCCCGGACCACCUUUCAGGAAGAGCCUCUCCCGGACGAUGCUGUGCUGGAAAAUCAGCUCACAAAGAAGGAGAAGAUGGAAGAAGGGUCCCUGAGAUGGAGUGUCUACCACCACUACAUCCAGGCAGCUGGAGGUUACUUGGUCUCUGUCAUGGUUUUCCUUCUCAUGUUGGUGUUCAUCUUCCUCACGACAUUCAACAUGUGGUGGCUGAAGCAUUGGUUGGAGCAGGGCUCAGGGGCCAAUAGCAGCCAAGAGAGCAACAGGACCCCUGCAGACCCGGGUGACAUCCUGGAGAACCCUCAGCUGCCCUUUUACCAACUGGUGUACGGCCUCAGCACCCUGGCUGUAAUCUGCGUUGGGAUUGGUUGCUCGAAGGCUUUCACCAAGGUCACAAGAAAGGCAUCCACAGCCCUGCACAACCAGCUUUUCCACAAGGUUUCCCGCUAUCCCAUGAGUUUCUUUGACACGACCCCAAGAGGCCGACUCCUAAACUGCUUUGUUGGGGAUUUGGAUAUGCUGGACCAAUUCUUUCCUUCUGUUGCUGAACACUUCCUGCUUCUGAUUUUGCUGAUAAUCUCCACCCUGCUGAUUGUCAGUGUGCUGUCUCCAUAUGUCCUGCUGUUAGGAGCCAUAAUAGCCAUCGUUGGCUUCGUUUAUUGUAUGAUGUUCAAGAGGGCCAUCACUGUGUUCAAGAGACUGGAGACCUACAGCCGCUCCCCUUUAUUAUCCCACAUUCUCACCUCUCUGCAUGGCCUGAGCUCCAUCCAUGUCUAUGGAAAAACUGAAGACUUCAUCAACGAGUUUAAAAGGCUGACUGAUACGCACAACAACUACCUGCUGAUGUUUCUGUCUUCCAUCCGAUGGGCGGCAUUGAGGCUGGAGCUCAUUACCAACCUGAUGACCCUGGCUGUGGCCUUGUUUGUGGCCUUUGGCAUUUCCUCUGCCCCCUAUUCCUCUAAAGCCAUGGCUCUCAGCCUCGUCCUGCAGCUGACGGUCAACUUCCAGGCCAUCACCCGGGUUGGUUCAGAGACAGAGUCGUGCUUCACAGCUGUGGAGAAGUCGCUGCAGUACAUGAAGAUGUGUGCCCCUGAGGCUCCUUUACACACAGAAGGCGGGAGCUGUCCCCACGGGUGGCCACAGCGUGGAGAAAUCACUUUCCAGGAUUAUCAGAUGAAAUACAGAGACAACACACCCAUUGUCCUCAAUGGCAUCAACCUCACGAUUCACGGCCAAGAAGUGGUGGGCAUCGUGGGCAGAACCGGCUCUGGGAAGUCGUCCUUGGGGGUGGCUCUCUUCCGCCUGGUGGAGCCAGCGGCAGGCCGGAUUCUCAUCGAUGGUGUGGACAUCUGCAGCAUAGGCCUGGAGGACCUGCGGUCCAAGGUCUCCAUUAUCCCUCAAGAUCCCGUCCUGUUCUCAGGAACCAUCAGGUUCAACCUGGAUCCCUUUGACUGCUACACAGACAAGCAGAUCUGGGAUGUCUUGGAGAGGACAUUCCUGAGCAAGACAAUCUCAAAGUUCCCUCAAAGGCUGCAAGCAGAAGUUGUGGAAAACGGUGAAAACUUCUCUGUCGGGGAGAGGCAGCUACUCUGCAUUGCUCGAGCCCUCCUCCGCAACUCCAAGAUUAUCCUAAUUGAUGAAGCCACAGCCUCCAUUGACAUGCAGACUGACACCCUGAUCCAGCGCACAAUCCGUGAAGCCUUCCAGGGCUGCACAGUGCUGGUCAUCGCACACCGCAUCCCCACUGUCCUCAACUGCGACCGCAUCCUGGUCAUGAGGGACGGGAAGGUUGCAGAGUUUGACAGGCCUGAGGUCCUGCAGAAGCAGCCUGGGUCCAUGUUUGCAGCCCUGCUGGGAACAGCCAGUUCUUCAUCGAGCAAAGGAGAAAUGGGAACUUCAGCGGGGGAGGCUGGUGGCCGAGUUCCCCAAGGUUCACCCAGAGUGCAACAAUAAGGCCUGUAAUCUGUGACCUUCUGGGCAGAGAUGGCUCCUGACACCAGGGCUGAAAUGGGUGAGGGUGCUGACGAUGGGGUGGAGAAGGAGGCUGAGGGAGCAGAACCUGGAAUAGGCCACUCCAUAGCUCCCCAAACCUGAGAACCCCAGCACGUUUGAGACCAUGUGGUCAAAUCAUCGCGUUCUCUUUUCAACUGAUAUGCUGACUAAUUUCACAAUAAUGUAAAAGCUUAUUGUAGUUUUCUGAUCUGUGUUAAAAGUGUUCAAAUGAUGUUUGAUUCUGUCAAGAAAUAAGAGUAAGAAAAAGUCACAUUCUCUGCCCUGUUUCGAUGUUAGCUGGUACUCAUUCAGCCACAGGGAACAAAAACUCCCUCAACCUGGCUUCUAGAAAAAGGCUCAUGCAACAGAAAGAUCCAGAAAAAGUUCUGGGUUGAGUGCCAAUAUCAGCAGCACGUCUGCCUUGUGGACUCUGCCUCUCUUCUCUCAGCUCUACCCUCCUUUGUCUGUCUUCACUCCUGGCCUUCUCUCCUCACGGUGGCAGCCUGGCUGCCAGCAGCUCUGGACUGGCCUCCUACCGGCUCAGCAUCCCCGGUCUUCUUCCCACCCUCCUCGAUUCCAGCAGAGCCCCAGGCCUAAAUCUCAUCAGCAGACGUGGGUCAUGCGCUCCCCCCUGAGCCAACCACACGCCAAGCAGCUGGAAUCCAGCAACUGGACAGGCCACGGUCACAAGCCCACAUCCGGGCCGCGGAUGAGUCAGCUGCCCUGACGAACUGAGAAUGGAGGGGGUCGUUUCUCCAAAGAAUAUUGGGAUGGUCUUACUACAUGAAGGAGGGAUGGACAAUGGAUGCUGGGCAGGCCCAAACGUUAGCUGUCUUCCAUAUGUUUGUUUCCUGAUUAGGAGCAUAGAUGGUGAAAUAAAGCGUUAACAUAUGCCAA